UGAAUUCUUGGAACGAUGAAUUGGUCGCUUCAACGAUUUGUUGUCGUUUAAUUGAUCAAGUUUAAUCUCAGGCCAUGAAGAGUUUGUACCGGAGCGCUGUAGCGUUAGAUCAAUGUAGUGAUAAAGGCGUACGAGCUGCGCUGACUGCGCAGGCGACUGCGAGCGCUUUCCUACAGAAGUAUGACCGCAGGGAACUGCAGGAGCUGCUCGGUCUUACCGCCUGCAACUGGCUGCUCAGUGGAGAAGAACACAGACUGCACGUGGAUGCACCUCCGGGCAUCAUCAGACGAAUGCGCAACAUCUCAGAUCCCAACAUCGUCAUUCUUGCUCCCGUUGACUCACGUUUGCCCCUAGACUACAGGGUUGUUCACCAGAUAGUAAGAGAGCUGACUGUGGGAAUAUAUGGGUUUAACCAAAUUCCAGUUAUCAGUCUCGAGCCCAACUAUGACCGGAGCUCUACGUGCCAGUUACCACCAGCAUAUUAUGAUACAAAAAUUGGACAGAUUUUAAUAAAUAUAGAUUAUACCAUUAAGACUCUCUGGCACGGAUGUUAUAUUUCUAAGGAAAAGCGUGCAUGCUUCUCAGAGUUAUGGAGAAACAUCAUGGGUGUGAAUUCAGAUGGUGUGCCUCAGACCAAGAAAGAUGUGCUCGCAGAGUUUCUCAAUGCAGGUUUAAUAGACAUCUCACAUGAUCCCUGCUAUCACAACAUUUAUAAGGAGGACACAGAUGUAGACCCAACCUACGAGCCCAACAGCGUAGAAGAAGAGACUCUCUUCUCAAAAUACUCAGAGAACGUCCUGAUUAAGUUGAGCUCCUACCUGACCUCCAUCCGACAGCACCAAAAUCUGUUUGUGUUUAAUGGGACUCACAGCCUGUCUAAUGUUGUUCGACUCACUGAGGAUGAGAUUGGUCUAUCCACCUAUCAGAGGUUACAGAAAAGACUGUCCGGUCACAUUAGACUGGUGAGAAAUCACCUCGGACGAAAUGCAGAAGUCUCAAGGGAUCUUGCCUACCUGAAACUGAUCACGUUCCUGGUGCCCCUGCUGAUCUCCUUAAGAAAAAAGAUGUUGAUUCCUAAUCUGUCUCAAAUGCUUCCACCUUUGUCAGAGGACAAGCUAAAAACAGAACGAGAGGUACCGCCACAUAUUCUCGGACCGGAAUUUGCAUGCAAGCACUUUCCGUACAAACAAGAUCAGUAUUUUCACCUACAUGGAGGGAUUGAAUUAGAUGUCGGGACUCCUCCCCUGGAUGACAUUACUGAGGAAAUGAAGGUGGCCUUCAGAACACUUCAUACAGAAGCUGCAAAUUACCUGCAUGAGCUGCUUCAUCAUGACCCCACGUACAAAACACACUUUUCAAUUCCACUCAGUGAGAUUGAGGACAAAAGCUAUAAUGUCAUAUGCAUUGAGUUAGAGUCACUCUAUCCCCAGCAUAACACGAUUCAAUGGUGGGAAGCAUUAAACUCCAGCAUCAAAACACUCAAAGCAAAGAAACUUCCUCUGACUGACAUUGAGCUACACGAACAGUUCAAGAGAACGUUCGGUUACACAAAAGCUAUGAAGUGCAAGAACGUGGCGUUUGGACUGAAGUCAGCCACAGAGAGAGGACUUUCAGCUGCGUUUCACUCAUUGAGUCGCAGGAACUCUCCCUCACACCUGCAUGGCCUCGAUGAGAAGGGUCUCUCUCUGGUGCACCACGCGGCAGCCAAUAACAAAACACACAUCAUCGUGCAGCUGGCUACAGCAGAUGUGAACCUCAAUCAGACACGCAGCGGGAGAUUCACUAACAUGGGAAAACCAGAUGAACUUCAGUUCAUAGAAGGAGUAGGGCUCACGCCAAUGCACCUCGCUGCACAGUGCGGCUCUCUCGAGUCUCUAAACUGCCUUCUUGCACUGCGAGCAGACUACAAAGUUGUGGACAGGAGAGGCUGGAUGGCCAUUCAUUUUGCUGCCUUUUACAGCCAGGUGGCAUGUAUCCAAGCCCUAUGCAGAAAAGAUCCUACUCUACUGGAUUUGAAAACGUCUGCUGAGUAUAGCAGUUCACCACUGCUGCUGUCAGCUACCUCAGGUUCAACGGAGGCUCUGGGAUUUUUGUUGUCCAUUGGGGCAAACUGGAGAGAUGAAGACAGCAGGGGAAACAAUGUAGUCCAACUAGCUGCGCUUUACUUUCACACAGAUGUUCUAAGACUCCUUAUUCAGCUGAACCUGGACGGGUUGUCGGUGUGGAAGAUUCUUGUUGAGAUGAUUCAUAGUGAGGACUCCAGGAGACUUGAGAUGGCUCUCAGAUGCCUUGAGGUUCUUUGUGUAAACACUGAAUCCUUCUGUGAAGACAUCAUGAAAGCAGGAGGUGUUCCGGUCUUGGUGGACCUGCUGUCUGCAGGUACACAGGUGGUCCAGUGCAUGGCUGCAGCAGUGCUGUGUCACAUGACAGAGAAUGACAAAGUUGGUGAAGAUCUGGUGCAUUAUGGGGCUAUGUCGGUGGUGAUCAACCUUCUCAAGAGCCACCAGCCAGAACUGCUCUCUCGCUGUGCUGUCAUACUGGCUGAUCUGGCAGGACAUAGCGAUCAAUACCAGAACCUUAUUGCUCAACUGGGUGGUGUGGCCCUGGUAGUUAAGCUCCUGACCUCUAACCUCCAAGAUGUGCUAGUAAAUGCCUUGAGGUGCAUCCGUGCAUUAUGUGCCAGAAACCCAGGAAAUCAAUUUGCCAUCGUACGCGCUGGAGGAAUCCCACAUCUUGUUGAAUUUCUUUCUGUGAACUCUGUAUUGCAGGAGGAGACCUGCUUGGCUCUGGCAGAGUUGGCUUGGGAUCACAAGGAGAACCAGGAGCUCAUCUGUGCGGCAGGUGCGGUCGGUGCCCUGGUGCAGGCACUGCGAGGGAGGCAGAUACCUGCUCAGGUCAAAGCAGCCAAAGCACUUGAAUCUAUAGCCAGGCAUAAUCCUGCUAUACAACAGAGCUUCCUCAAGCAAUCUGCUGCCAAAUAUCUUUUACAACUUUUAAAGGUGUUUCAGGUGGACGUUCGGGAACAGGCUGCAGCAUCUCUGUGGGCUUUGGCUGGACAAACUCUAAAACAACAGAAAGUCAUGGCAGAGCAGAUGGGCAUCUCGCUCAUACUUGACCUUCUCCUCUCCUCCUCAGACAAAAUGCAAUACGUGGGGUGCCAAGCGGUGAUGGCUUUAAGCCGGGAUAGCUGUGCCCAUCAGAAUGGUUUUUGCAAGGAGAACGGGGUACCACCGUUGGUGCGUUUGCUUCGAGGGUCUCGAACAACACAGAAGACCCUACUUAGUGUCAUCAAAGCUCUGGGAUUUCUGUGUAUCGGAGUGGCGCUUACUGCUAAUAAAAAUAGUCAAAAGAUUAUUUGGAUGGAAAAGGCCAUUCCUACAUUAUUAGAGCUUUUAAAAUCUCAUGAGUCUUUGCAGGUCAAGGUGCAGGUGGUUCAGACUCUUGCCUUUGUGCUGCUGGGGAACCAAAAACUCCAGAAAGCAUUUUGGGAACAAGAGGACUUCUCUUAUGAGAUUAUUCUGGAUCUCCUGAAAGCUGAAGACAAAAACAUUUGCCUGGAUGCUGGACAUGCAUUAUCUCUAUUUGUAUUCCACAACAAAUCUCAACAGAGGGCGAUUCGACGAAUGUAUGCAAUUCCAAUGAACACAUAUGAGACCUUUUUGAAUUCAGACAAUGAGAUGGAAAGAGCUAACGCAGCAUUCCAGAUAGUUGUGUUAGCCAGAGUCAUAACAGGGUCAGAUGAGGUGGCUUUGACUACAAGGGGAAUCAUUGUUCUUGUUGAAUUAUUGCUGUCUGAUCAAUCUACUACUGUUGUCAUCACAGCACAACUCCUUGCUAAUCUGGCACACGUGAGAGAAGGUUUAACUGAUGCUAUUGUCACCAUGGGCACUAUAGACCAUCUCUGUGCUCAUUUGAGUUCAAAGGAUGAAGAGGUUCAAACAGCUUGUGCAAAUGCUCUGGGUUAUCUCACCUUCAAUCGCCACGCUCAUCGACAACUUAUGGCGAAAUGCAGACGAGUCCCUCGCAUGUAUCAUCUUCUAAUGGAGAAUCUAGCUAGAGAUGCCAGAAUCUCACAAUUCUUCACAGCAGAGUUUGAAAGACAGCAAAGAGAAGGGUUUCCAUCCCUCAGUUUGGAGAUCAGUGGUGACCCGUCUGUGCCCCACCGUACCAAUAAAGGACAGAUUAAAUGGAGUGCUGGACGUAGUCGGUCAGCAAGCAGUCUGGGGGAAACAGCAGCCCGUGUGCCGCACAACGCAAAACAGAGGGCAAGAACUGGACCCAGAUUCAGGGUGGGACAGAAGACCCGAAGCUCUUCCGACUGUCUCGGUGAAAGAGCAUGAACUUUGUAUAUUGAUC
Messenger RNA from Triplophysa rosa, 4356 nucleotides. RefSeq names its product ankyrin and armadillo repeat containing (gene ankar). The transcript has 23 exons. The record is from RefSeq and is a predicted model, not a curated record. Gene Ontology annotation, molecular function: protein binding. NCBI's taxonomy places the organism in Eukaryota, Metazoa, Chordata, Actinopteri, Cypriniformes, Nemacheilidae. Bases 75 to 4340 code for a protein of 1421 amino acids.